AUGGCCUGGAACACCAACCUGCGCUGGCGGCUGCCGCUCGCCUGCCUGCUGCUGCAGGCGGCCCUGGUGGUCCUCUUCGGCGCGUUCGUGCGCUACGACCCCGACGCCGACGCGCACUGGGUGGCGGAGAAGCGCUCCCGGAACAUCUCCAGCGACCUGGACAACGAGUUCUACUACCGCUACCCGAGCUUCCAGGACGUGCACGUGAUGAUCUUCGUGGGCUUCGGCUUCCUCAUGACCUUCCUGCAGCGCUACGGCUACGGCGCGGUGGGCUUCAACUUCCUGCUGGCGGCCUUCGGCAUCCAGUGGGCGCUGCUCAUGCAGGGCUGGUUCCACUCCUUCCGACAGGGCUACAUUUUCGUGAGCGUGGAGAACCUCAUCAACGCCGACUUCUGCAUGGGCUCGGUCUGCGUGGCCUUUGGGGCGGUUCUGGGCAAAGUCAGCCCGGUGCAGCUGCUCCUCAUGACCCUCUUCCAAGUGACCCUGUUCGCCGUGAACGAGUUCAUUCUCCUCAGCCUGCUGGCGGUGAAGGAUGCAGGGGGCUCCAUGACCAUCCACACCUUCGGCGCCUACUUCGGCCUCACGGUGACGUGGGUACUGCAGCGACCCAACCUGCAGCAGAGCGAGGGGAGGCAAGGCGCCGUGUACCACUCGGACCUGUUCGCCAUGAUUGGCACCCUCUUCCUGUGGAUGUACUGGCCGAGCUUCAACUCAGCCGUGUCCAAGCAUGGGGACGCCCAGCACCGAGCUGCCAUCAACACCUACUGCUCCCUGGCUGCCUGCGUGCUGACCACGGUGGCACUGUCCAGCGCCCUGCACAAGAAGGGCAAGCUGGACAUGGUGCACAUCCAGAAUGCCACGCUGGCCGGAGGGGUGGCCGUGGGCACGGCCGCGGAGAUGAUGCUCAUGCCCUACGGUGCCCUCGUCACCGGCUUCCUCUGCGGCAUCAUCUCCACGCUGGGCUUCGUGUACCUGACGGAGCAGUUACGGGAAAUCGGGGCUCGCGAGGCCGUGGCUGGCACGUGA
This is a messenger RNA of Condylura cristata (star-nosed mole), 1026 nucleotides long. It is a transcript of the gene RHCG, whose product is annotated as Rh family, C glycoprotein. Gene Ontology annotation, molecular function: ammonium channel activity. The transcript is spliced from 7 exons. Bases 1 to 1026 code for a protein of 341 amino acids. Gene Ontology annotation, biological process: ammonium homeostasis; ammonium transmembrane transport. The record is from RefSeq and is a predicted model, not a curated record. Lineage: Eukaryota; Metazoa; Chordata; Mammalia; Eulipotyphla; Talpidae. Gene Ontology annotation, cellular component: basolateral plasma membrane; apical plasma membrane; plasma membrane.